Molecule: messenger RNA, 864 nt
Organism: Daucus carota subsp. sativus
Lineage: Eukaryota; Viridiplantae; Streptophyta; Magnoliopsida; Apiales; Apiaceae
Product: protein PLANT CADMIUM RESISTANCE 3-like
Exons: 4
Coding region: 111-542 (143 amino acids)
Source: RefSeq, a predicted model, not a curated record
CAUAAUUGUUUCUAAGUACAGUGCUAAGUAUGGCUGUGUAUAAAUACGCGAACCCUCACCUCCGAAUUACACCAGAAACAUUUAUUCCUUCUAUCGUCGAAUAAUUAAUCAUGAGUUCUGCAUCCUCCGGUGCUCUGGCCUCUUGGUCCACCGGCCUCUGCGACUGCUUCUCUGAUAUUCCUAACUGUUGCUUAACAUUGUUUUGCCCCUGCAUUACUUUUGGACGAAUUGCAGAGAUUGUCGAUAAUGGAAAUACCUCUUGCUGUAGAGCUUGUCUUGUGCAUGCACUGAUUGGAUAUGGGACUGGGCUCGGAUGCCUGAUUUCAUGUCUGUAUCGGUCGAAGAUGAGAAAGCAAUACAAUUUGAAAAAGAGUCCUUGUGAAGAUUGUUGUGUUCAUCUGUUUUGCGGGCAUUGUGCAUUGUGUCAAGAACAUCGUGAGCUUCAUAACAGAGGAUACGAUGUGGCUCAGGGAUGGAAAGGAAACAUGGAAAAACAGACCAAUACCAUGGCACCAAAGCCUCAAGGAGGAAUGAGCCGAUAAAGCUAAUAAACACGGACACCUUCUUGUUUCGAUGGCUCGGCUCGAACCGGAUCAGUUUGGAUCACAAAUAAAUGGGUCGAUUGUUCUGAAAAUAGAGAUUAUUAUAUGCCUGUACCUUAUUGUAUCAGUGUGUGUGGGAUUUAAUAAUUGCGAGUACUGUUAUUAUUUAGUGUGUUUGUAAUUGUUCCAUGGAACAGUGAUGCCUAUAGUAUUUGAUCGUUAUAUUAACACAUCUUGUGGUUCAGAUGCUGGAAAAUUAUUAGAUGAUUCCGCAGUACGUGAUGAGAUAUAUCAUAUAUAUAUCCAAAAUGUUUUAUAUAUA